Molecule: messenger RNA, 1497 nt
Organism: Cololabis saira (Pacific saury)
Lineage: Eukaryota; Metazoa; Chordata; Actinopteri; Beloniformes; Belonidae
Product: prostate stem cell antigen-like
Exons: 3
Coding region: 249-632 (127 amino acids)
Source: RefSeq, a predicted model, not a curated record
GUAAAGAGUGAGAAAUACUCAGCUGAUCAGAGGCUGCUGGUGAUAUAAAUUAAACUGAAGGAGGAACCUUUUUUUUUGUAUUAUUAGGUUAAUGAGAAUAGAGAAAGAAGUCAGCAACAGACGACGAGAAUUCAAUUAGGGAUUGGGUUGGAGGACGUUUCAGAGCAGUCGUAACGUCUUGGAACAUUUCUCUAGUGCUGCUCGACUUGAAAAGCUAAACUGAGGGACUUUUUUUCUGAGGAAGCAUCAUGCCUCGUUUUCAGCUUCUAGUUGGACUCCUGUGUUGUCUUCCUUUGGCAGCAUGUCUGCAGUGUUACACCUGCGUAUUUCCAGCCAUCUCACCUCUGGACUGCUUGAAAUAUCCGCUGGAGUGUCCGGCCGGCCAACGCUGCCUCUCUAGUGAGGCGACAGGAACACGAGGCGGCAUACGCCUGACCAUUUACGAGAAGAGCUGUGCCGUCCCCAGCCAGUGUGGGCUGUCCGGGCAGAAGUAUUCCACAGGCGUCUCCUUCAACUACACCAACGACUGCUGUGACACUGACCUCUGCAACGGUGCCGUGUCCGGUGCUGCCCUCAGCUGGAGAGGAGCAGCGUUCUGCCUGCUGCCCGCCAUCACCCUCCUGCUGGCCUGAGACCACAGCACAGGGAUCACACCAUCCAGAUUGUCUGGAGAAAAAUAAGCCUACGGUGCAAUCACGGCCUCAGAAAUCUCUUCAAAUAAGAGAAAAGAUCAUUGCAACAGUUGCUUCCUAUCAUUUUGGCCUCUGUCUACCCCCUCCUCUGUUCUUUUUCACCCAAUAUGAUAUAUACCUCUAAUAAUCUACUAACCAUUUACAGGACUGUCUCAGAAAAUUUGAAUAUUGUGAUUUUCUGUAAUGCAAUUAUUAUUGAUUAUUAAUUAGAAUAUUCUGGGAAUCUUAAUAUCAAACUAUGAGCCAUAAUUAGCAAUAUUAAAAUAAUAAAAGGCUUGCAAUAUUUCAGUUGAUUUGUAAUUAAUCCAGAAUGUAUGACAUUUUUGUUUUUUUAAUUGCAUUACAGAAAAUAAAUAACUUUAUAACAAUAUUCUAAUUUUCUGAGACAGUCCUGUAUACCCAUCAGCCUCAGGCUGGAACCAGCUGCAUGAAAUAAUAGGCCAUAAAAGAGCCGGUUUCACAAAAUAUGGUCAAUAAAUAACCACAAACUAAAAUACAUUUAAGAACAAAAUAAUUGUUAAAUGACACUGAUGCCACAAGCAGAUGCUGCCUCAGUUUAACGGUAGCAAUGGUGCUGUAGAUUGUCUGUAUUUACUAUUUACACUUCAUCUUUUUUUCCCUUGUUGUACUUUACAUAUUUGACUUAUUUUCUGCUUAUUAGAGUAAAUCUGCACCUCUGUUUAUGCUUUUAAUGUGCCCAUUUUGUUGAAAUAACUUUAUACAGUUAAAAAAACAAAUAAAACAACCGUCUCAGACUGAGUUAUUAUCAAGACCAUUUAUUGGGAAAUUAUUAAAUGUGAGUUCU